AUGGCCCGUGGAAAUUUUAAAGCUCGACGGCAUAGUAAACAUUCAACUGCUAAUGAAUUUGGAAUAGAAAGAAAGCAGCCUCGGGACUGGAUAAGCAAAAAACCUGACCUUUUGAAAUUUCAAGAAGCAAAAUCUCAGCAAAAAACUGUAAGCCGGUAUAUGAUUCAAGCCAAAGCUCACACAUUGUACGCUACAUCUCAAUAUCAAGAAAAAUAUGGAGAAAUUCAGAAUAAUAAAUUUUCUCAAAAAUGGGUAGACAGAUUUAUGUUUAGAAAUAAUUUGCGGUGUAAAAAUGACUAUCCUUUAUCCUUAAUUGGUAACAUGGAUGAAACUGCUAUGUUUUUUAGUAUGUCAAGUAAUACUACGAUUGAACAACGAGCCGAUAGAACUAAAUUGCCACCUCUAAUUAUCUUUAAAUUGGUUAAAGUAUCUUGUAAAAAUUUUCCUGAUAGUGUUAUCAUACGUGCAAACCCUUCAGGAUGGAUGAACGAAAACAAGAUGUUAUGGUGGAUAGAAAAUAUUUGGACCCGACGAGCACAAUGUGGAAAUAAUCUGUGUUCUUUGUUAAUCUUGGAUUUAUUUGCCGGCUACAAAACAGACCCUGUAAAACGACAUUUUUGGGAGAAGAAUACUGACUUGGCUUUAAUUCCUAAAGGUUUAACAUCUCGCUUACAACCUCUUAAUGUCUCUAUGAAUAAAUCUGAAAAUAAUAAUGAAAGCAAUGGUGAACCCGAUAGUGAAAAUAAUAUAGAUGGAGAAGACAUGAAUGAAAAUGAAAAAUUUACACAAGAUUCGCAAGUUAUUCCUUCAAUAGGAACUGUUAUAAUGUCAAAUGUUGAUACUUUCGCGUUUUCUGAAGAAGUAGAAAUUGUAUUUGAAACUGAACCAUCAUCAUCAGAAAUUGACUCCAAAGCAAAUUCAGAUUUG
This is a messenger RNA of Dentiscutata erythropus, 927 nucleotides long. The record is from the annotation of a GenBank genome assembly. NCBI's taxonomy places the organism in Eukaryota, Fungi, Glomeromycota, Glomeromycetes, Diversisporales, Gigasporaceae.